AUGGAUCUGGAAGUAGAAAUACCCAUUUGGUACAAUGGAAAGAUGAAAUGGAUAUCGAAUCUAACAACACGUUCAACCUGCUCCGAUGUUAUUCAAGCGGUUUUAUCGUCCGAUGACAAUCAUUCUCCUCAAGUACAUGAAAGUUAUGUUCUCUACGAAUCAUGGCGUGGAGUUGAGCGACCAUUGAAAGCGCGCUGUCGAUUGCUAAAACUUUGGAAUUCCUGGGCGGGAGAAUCUCAUAACGUCACAUUAACACUUCGAAAUUAUCAUCAAGCGUCGACGUCAACAUAUCGUGUUCGUCAACCAGAGAAGAAGUUUAAACGUCACCCAAAACGAACUGAAACUAAUCAUUCAAUGUUUCCCUAUUUGAAUCUUUAUCGUUCGAUUAUAAAUACUCAAACACAACUAGAAUAUCAACAGAAAUUAAUAUCUUCCUUAAUGGCCGAUAUCGAACAAGAAACACGAUUAGAUUUCAAUCAGGAUGACUUCACGAGAAUCCUUUCCGAUGUUAAUCAAACUUUAAUCAUCAGUCGAAAACUCAACGAACAAUCCGAAGAACUUGAUGAAAAUAUCAAUUUAGCAACGAAAGAAAUCGAUCAAAAACAACAUUUACUCGAUGAAUUAGAGUUAGAUUACGCACUAGAUCAAAAUAUCGACAUCGACAGUCUUGAUGAUGAUAAUGAACAAGAACAAUCACCAUUUACAUUCGAACAGGAACGUGUUAGUACGAAAGACAUAUCACCAUCUCCGAAGAAAACACGAACAGUCUUUUCUCGACCAACGGCAAUCGUCGAACCAAGUUUGUCCAUACGAAAAUCGAAAUCAUUCUCUGAUCAUCCUUUCAAAAAUCGAACAACGACUCAUUCGUAUUCUACUUCUUCUUCUUCUUCUCCACAUCAUCAUCAUCAUCCUUGGUCAUUUUCAACUAAUGAUGAAUCUGAUACGGGUAUUAGUUCAUUCAAUUCCAUCGAUGAACAAUUAGUCACACUUGUUUGA
Molecule: messenger RNA, 996 nt
Organism: Adineta ricciae
Lineage: Eukaryota; Metazoa; Rotifera; Eurotatoria; Adinetida; Adinetidae
Source: the annotation of a GenBank genome assembly